Messenger RNA from Vitis riparia (riverbank grape), 636 nucleotides. Its product is annotated as senescence-induced receptor-like serine/threonine-protein kinase. NCBI's taxonomy places the organism in Eukaryota, Viridiplantae, Streptophyta, Magnoliopsida, Vitales, Vitaceae. The coding region runs from base 234 to 623 and encodes 129 amino acids. The transcript has 3 exons. The record is from RefSeq and is a predicted model, not a curated record.
GCCUGAUUCCGGUAGUGGCAGAUUUCUAUUCCCUAUACUACACAACUGUCGAGUAUCCUCCCACAUCUGCAAUAAUCCAAGCGGUCAGAGCUCCGAACCCAACAGACACGAUCAGUUUGCAGUUCACGUUUAGCAAAACCAAUACCCUCAACCAUGUUGUUGUGUAUUUCACAGAAGUUGCUUUCAAUAUUAAUGAAACUAGAUCCUUUGAUUUUUAUGUGAACAACAAUUUCAUGGUAACAAUCAGGCCAGAGUACGAGAAUUGUACUGAUGCAUGGGCCAAUGCUCCAACAGUGGGUGCAAUGGAGGUUGAGCUCCGGCCACCUAUUGACUCUGUUCUUCCUCCCGUUAUCAGUGCCAUUGAAGUGUACACGGCGAGUGAUCCUCUGGUCACCAUUGGAACAUCACAGGAUGAUUUGGAUGGACUGGCAGUCUUGAUAAGCACCUUUGAGCAGCUUGAGGGGUGGAGUGGGGAUCCAUGUCUCCCUAGUGACACCAUAUGGCAGUGGCUGAACUGCAUAGGCAAUGACCCUCCAAGAGUAACCUCCCUAAAUCUCUCAGGGUAUGAACUGGAUGGCUCUCUCCCUGACUUCAGCCAAAUGCAGGCUCUUGAAACCAUGUAACUCAACCAUUGUC